AUGGAUUCUACAAAUUCAGACUCUUCAAUACUUACCGCUAGUUCAUUUUCAGACAUCACCUCACUAAACCCACGACUUGUUACUAAUUUACAACAUCAUGGCUUUUCAAAACUUACAAAAAUACAAUCUUUGGCUAUACCCAUACUAGUUGAUUAUAAAAAUGGACUAAUUUGCAGUCCUACAGGAUCUGGAAAGACUUUUACAUUCCUCAUCCCUGCAGUAAACCAUCUACUUAAUGAUACUGCCACUAAAAAAUCCAGGAAGGAUGGGACUAGGAUAAUUAUUAUCUCGCCAACUCGAGAGUUAACACAGCAAACAUGUGAAAUAGCAAGUAAAGUAACUCAGCUUUGGCCUUGGAUAGUCGUUGGUUCUAUCACGGGCGGGGAAAAGAAAAAAGCUGAAAAAUCGUCACUUAGAAAAGGUAUUACCCUUCUUUGUAGCACUCCAGGUCGUAUGCUAGAUCAUCUACAAUCCACUGCUAGCUUCGUUUCCAACAAAUUGAAUUGUUUAGUACUAGAUGAAGUUGAUCGAUUAUUGGAUAUGGGAUUUGAGUCCAAAGUAAAGAGUAUAUACGCGAAACUUGUGGAUAAUGCUGAUAACAAAUUCCAAAAAAUACUCAUUUCUGCCACAAUCAAUUCUGAAGUUGAACAACUAGCAACAUUUUGCAUUGGCCCUGGUGAAUCUUUUACUCCUGUUAAUAUCAUAGACAAAAAGUUUCAAGUCCCCAAAACCUUGCAACAUAAAUACGUCAUUGCUCCACUUAGAUAUAAAUUUCUAUUGUUAAUUGCACUGUUAAUUAAAUGCCGAAAGGCUGUUGUAUUUGUAUCAAAUUGCACGGCUGUAGACUAUUUCCACAAUCUACUUAGCGUAGUGACAUGGCCAAAUGAGGUAUUAAAGGAUAAACAACAGCAAAAAGAAAUUUUAAAAAUAAAGGUUUAUAAGAUUCAUGGAAAAAUUUCACCCGACGAUCGCAUUGGUUUUAUGGGUGACUUUACUAGAGCUGAAACUGGCAUAUUGGUGGCAACUGAUGUUGCCUCUAGGGGCCUAAACCUACAUGUAGAUCUAGUCGUUCAAUUUGACCCACCUCAGCAGCUUGGAGAAUAUGUACACAGAUCAGGUAGGACUGCCAGGCUUGGAAGUACUGGUAUUGCUGUACUUAUGUUACUGGAAUCUGAGCAGGGAAUUAUUGGUUUACUGAAUGAAAAAUCAGUAUAUCCUACGCAAUUAUCGAUACAAGAACUGUAUUCUAAUUUAUAUUGUACAAAUUUUUUAUCUAAAUAUCGCAAUCCUAAGGUAACUAUAUCAUUUUUUUUACGCCACUUUAGACGUUUGGUAUCCAACGACAAGGAAUUGGCAAUAUUGGCAAAUGAUGCUUACCUUUGCAGUGUCAAGGCCUAUCGCACAAUUGUGCCCCAAUUGAGACACGUUUUACACUUUAAAAAGUUACAUUUAGGCCACAUGGCCGCAUCUUUCAACCUUUCCCAUACCCCAUCACAGGCUUUUAGUGUCAAAUUGACCAAUAAUAGCACUUCUAAAUGUCCAGAUAGUUCAGAUAUCAAUUCAGACAUAGAUGAUGCCGUUGAUUCAGGCCAAGUAUUAAAGAGACGUAAACACCAAAUUAACAAUAAAAUUAGUGGUAAAGGCAUCAAUUUUGGAAAAGUUUAUACUGCAAAACAAAGAAAAGGCCUUAAGAGGAAAAAUAAUGCCAAAAUUGAAUUUAAACCAAGUAAAAAAAGAUAA
Molecule: messenger RNA, 1740 nt
Organism: Babesia microti strain RI
Lineage: Eukaryota; Apicomplexa; Aconoidasida; Piroplasmida; Babesiidae
Product: DDX31, DBP7, ATP-dependent RNA helicase DDX31/DBP7
Exons: 4
Coding region: 1-1740 (579 amino acids)
Biological process (GO): maturation of LSU-rRNA from tricistronic rRNA transcript (SSU-rRNA, 5.8S rRNA, LSU-rRNA)
Cellular component (GO): nucleolus
Molecular function (GO): nucleic acid binding; ATP binding
Source: RefSeq, a predicted model, not a curated record